GGGUCUAUGAUUGUGGUAGGUUAUCGGAGUUGUGCAUUGUUCAACACCCGCUCAAACAUAAAAGGCGGACUCGGUUGAGAGAGGGGGGAGGACUGUACUUUCUUCCGAUUUUCCCCCAUCUCAGGAAUUUGACAGCUUUGGGAGACUGCAAUGACGUCUCGCAGGUGGUUCCACCCCAACAUCACUGGGACGGAGGCGGAGCAGAUCCUGCUGACGCGCGGGGUCCAUGGCAGCUUCCUGGCCCGGCCGAGCAAGAGCAACCCCGGGGACUUCACGCUGUCCGUCAGGAGGAACGAUGAGGUCACCCACAUUAAGAUCCAGAACUCGGGGGACUACUACGACCUGUACGGCGGGGAGAAGUUCGCCACGCUGGCGGAGCUGGUGCAGUACUACACCGAGCAGCACGGCCUCCUGCGGGAGAAGAACGGCGACGUCAUCGAGCUCAAGUACCCCCUCAACUGCAAGGACCCCACCUCCGAGAGAUGGUACCACGGGCAUCUGUCAGGGCGUGACGCGGAGAAGCUGCUGAUGGACAAGGGCAAGCCGGGCAGCUUCCUGGUGCGGGAGAGCCAGAGCAAGCCGGGCGACUUCGUCCUGUCCGUCCUCACCAACGAGGAGAAGCAGGAGAACAUGGACCGCCGGACCAAGGUCACGCACGUCAUGAUUCGCUGUCAGGAUGGGAAAUAUGACGUGGGUGGAGGGGAGAGGUUUGACUCCCUGGCAGACCUGGUGGAGCACUACAAGAAGAACCCCAUGGUUGAGAAGAGUGGGAUUGUGGUGCACCUCAAACAGCCCUUCAACGCCACCAGGAUAAACGCAGCCAACAUUGAGAACAGGGUACGAGAGCUGAACAAAGUGGCCGACAGUUCGGAGAAGCCGAAACAAGGAUUCUGGGAGGAGUUUGAGGUGCUGCAACAGCAGGAAUGUAAGCUCCUGUACCCCAGGAAAGAGGGACAGAGGCCGGAGAACAAGAGCAAAAACAGAUACAAGAACAUCCUUCCCUUUGACACCACUCGGGUGGAGCUGAAGGACGUGGAGGCAGAGAAGCCUGGCUCUGACUACAUCAACGCCAACUACAUCCAUAGCUUGAAUGAGGAAGGGCACUGUGUGGACGAGGGCAAAGUGUUCAUCGCCACCCAGGGCUGCCUGCAGAACACCAUUGUGGACUUCUGGAAGAUGGUGUACCAGGAGAACACGCACGUCAUCGUCAUGACAACCAAGGAGAUGGAGCGGGGUCGGAACAAGUGUGUGCGCUACUGGCCAGACCUCAAGUGCACAAAGGAUUUUGGGAAAGUGAGGGUGAAGAACGUUGAGGAGCGGCCAGCACAGGACUACAUUCUGCGGGAGCUGGAGGUCACCCGGCUGGACAGGAGUGAUCCUCCCAGGUACAUCUGGCACUACCAGUACCUGAGCUGGCCUGACCACGGAGUCCCGAAUGAGCCCGGGGGAGUCCUGAGCUUCCUGGACCAGGUGAACCGGGCCCAGGGCGCCUUCUCCCAGGCCGGGCCCAUUGUGGUCCACUGCAGUGCAGGGAUUGGACGAACUGGAACCAUCAUCGUGAUAGACCUUCUCAUCGACAUCAUUAAUAGGCAAGGGCUGGACUGUGACAUCGACAUCCCCAAGACCAUCCAGAUGGUGCGUCGGCAGCGGUCGGGGAUGGUGCAGACGGAGGCCCAGUACAAGUUCAUCUACAUGGCGGUGCAGCAGUACAUCGACACUGCGCAGAAGAGGCUGGAGGAGGAGCAGAGGAAUAAGAUGAUGGAGAGAGAGUACUCCAACAUUAAGUAUCCCCCGGUGACAAACUCCAGGCAGACGACGAGCAUCACCAUCUCGCGGUCCUCUUCUUCCGUGACUGACGACUCUGCGUCCGUGUACGAGAACCUAAACAUCAAAAGCCCAAAGAAGUCUGGGAGCGUCAACAGCAGGAGAUAAGGGCCGUGGAUGCCCCCCCGUCUUUCCCCACUCCUCUCCCUGCAGCAGAAGCGUCGUUUGUCAACUGGACAGUGUGGUCUGCCGAGGACACGCCCCCUGGGGCUGAAGAUCUGAAGAUGCUAUGGAGAUGCCUGCUGAAAUGCUGAAGACUCCCACCACAGAAAAGUGUGUGGUGACCUCUUAGUCUUUCUCUCUCUCUCUCUCUCUCUCUCUCCCCCUUUCCCUCUCUCUCUCUCUCUCCCUCUAACUCUCCUUCUCUCACCCUCUCUCCUGUCUCUAUCUCAUGCCCUUACCAGCUUGCGUUCGCGUACAAAAGUGCCUCUUCCACAGCUGAGCCUGUAUAAGCUAAACUCUGUCCAAUCCACACUGACAUGAUCUGCCUCCCCUAGUUGUGUAAUAGGCUAACACAGAAAUGAUAAGAUUCAUGUAAUAGUGCAGAUAUUUAAAACAUAUUUAUUGUGUUACUGGAAAUAGGAAGCAAAGGGUUAUCCGCUGCUGUUCUGGCUACUGGAUGCAUCUACUUUAAUGUAACCAAAGACCUCUGUCUUAUUUGGUUUCAGUUUUCAUUGCGAUCAGGAGUGGUUCAGUGGGGUGGGCUGAUGUGUAUCAGGGCAAGUGUUUACCACGUAACACACCUGAGAGCAAAAAUGCUGACUGAUCACCAGAGCAGUUCCCGCUGUUCAGUCUUGUUGCCAGGAUAUUUUUCAGCAGGUGUCAGCAAGUUUGCCGUCAAAGCCAAUGACGUUGAAUAGUGCAAACUGAAAAUUGCUCUUCUAUUUCUAAAAAGUGAGAUAAAUGUAACGAAUGUGUGAAAUCUCACACUGCUCUGGUCAUCUGGUGCUCUCAUGCCACCUGGCCGAGCUUUUCCAGUGUGCUGUGCGGCCUACUUCCUGUCAGGACAGGAAGUUGUAAACUGCCUGAAGGCUGUCUCUGUGCCCACACCUAACUGCCUUUUCUCAUGCUGGACUGUCCGUGGGUUGAGGCUUUCCCUACCGCAGCAAACGACAACUAAACUAUAUAAAUGCAGUCCAUUUACCAUUUAAACUCGUGUACAUUUUUAUUAAGGCUUAUUCCACUGUUUCAACUUGUUUUCAUUUAGUUAUUUUACAACUCUCUUCACUUUUCCCCCAUUCAUUAUCUUCGAUGUGAAAAAGGUUUUUUUUUUCCAUUUUAUAUUCACAUUAGGGAUUUUUUUUUUUUUUUUUUUUUAAGUUUUUUGUUUUUUGGAAUAUCUAACUCCACAUCAAAGAGACUGAGUUGUUGUCCACAGUGCAGUGCAGUCGUCCGUGUCAUGGAAAUGAGAAAACAGAUGCUACACUCCGGUCCCCUUGCUAUUUUAGCCGUGAAAUCCAUAUAGUUCCUUUUGCAGCGAAGCCAACGAUAUGCAACAUAAAAAUAUACGAAGGGGAUGUGUGUGGCUGCGACGUUCAGUCCGCAUGACUGCGUUGGGUAGUAGGGCUUCAUUAAUGGUGGACAGUUGCAGUUGCAGUAGCUCACAGUGACCCUGUGGAAUCCUCCCGAUGAUGUCAUCUAAUUGGAAGGCUCGAUGUGGUCAAACAUCUGCCCACCAGGCUCAACACUAACCUCGGCUAGGCCUGUUACGUGUGCGGUCUCAACUGGAAAUAAAAAAAAAAAAAUCUCCAGUGCAACAUUGCCGCACCAGAUGGCCCCCCCAGUCCAGGAUUAUAGAGCAGAUUUGCGUAAGAAGUAAAAAAAAAAAAAAAAUUAAUUUGCCAGUAGGCCGUAAUCCAGACAUGAUGAGCGCAGGGGGAGGAGUAAGCAGACGUCACUGAUGAUGUCAGAAGGAAUUCGCUCUUCGCGGUGAUGUAGAGCACAACUGGAUUCGUCUGACUGCGGUUACGCAAGCCCCUCCCCCUCCCCAGAGUUUUUGAUUGAGGGGAUUUUUUGAUAUUCUCCCUCAGCUCAGGGGUAUGACGUCUGUUAGUUCAGCCUGUGAGAAGUAGACCGUAAUCCUCCUUCUGGCACCAGACGAUACUGUAACUGUGAUGUCACAGUACCAGCAGGCCAGGUGUGUGUACGGGGCAGGGGUACAGGACUCUGUGUGGAGCUGGGCUCAGAUUGACUCUGUGUUGUGGUCUUAAGGGAUCUGAUCUGUGAAGAGAGGUCGGUUUGGUGCCUGCCAUUUGCUGCUGGUGUGAAAUCCUAGUCUGCCACUACAGGUAUUUGUCAGGCAUACCAUAUGUCAUGUUCUUUCAUAUGCAGAUAGCUGCUUAGGAAUGCUGCUCAGAUCCAGUCCACGGUGCACUUUGUUUCAUUCUUUUGUUUUUGUUUUGUUUUUUUAUUGGCGAUUUAAACUUUUAAUUUUUUUUCCCCGUUCUGGCAGAAUAUUCUUCUUUAAGCCACCCCUGAACUCUUGACAAUGAAAAUAUAUCAGGGAGAAACCAACUCUUACUCUAACUCUCGCUACAUUAUUAUUAUUAUUGCACUCAAAAAAAGGACCAUGUACACCUCCGUCAGACGUUCAAUCAGGACUGAAUAAAUGUAGCCAAGAUCUGGAUUUGCUCUAGCAAGAAAUGUCAGUGUAACGUCUGACCGAUAUACACUAGUUUUGUAAACUGUAAACUGGUGAAGACCUGCCAGAGCAGUAUAUCAACCGGAUGCACCAAAUUCACAGGUGUAUCCAGUGUCCAUGUAGAAAGAACGUAAAGCACUCUUAAGUGAUGAAGUCAUCCUACCUGCAGUCUCCUUCCCAUCCUGUAAUUGAUUCACUAAAAUAUUUUAAUGGCAUAAUUUUCCAUCUCUGAGCUUGAAGGUCACUACGCUAAUUACUUUUAUUGUGUUACAACUUGCCUCUUUUUGAGGUCUGCUUUUCAAUACAUUAGAAUAGAUCAUUUACUGGGACUUAAAUACUUGAAAUAUGUUUUUAAACUGCUGAACCACAGCUUCAGUUUUUAAUCUACACUGUAGAUACCAGAAUGCCUGUAGGUUGUAAAAAAAAUUAUAACUUUUACUUGUCCACUAGCUGUAUGCUGUCCAUGUUUCAUUUUUAGCAUUUUUCUUGUUUUGCUGAAGUGUUUGUGUAUUGCAUUUUUUAAAUUGUAUGUCAUACAUUUUGUAUGCUGUAAGAAUGUUGUGAUUAUUAUUAUUAUUAUUAUUAUUGUUAUCAUCAAUCAUGCAUUGUGUAUUUAAGAAUUGUUUAAGAACCCAUAACUAAAAGAACCAACUUAAUUUAUUUAUGUUAAUUCAUUCAAAUUUACUUGAACAUUGCAGUAUGUUGAUAUUAUGUUUAUUUUUUUGUUUGAUUGAUUGUUUUUUUUAAAAUCCUUGUUCCUUUGUUGCAUUAUGCUUGAUUGGCGAUGUGGUGUACUGACUGUCCUCCUUUUUCAAUAUGAUGGUUCCCUCCUUGCACUGGUUUCGCUUGAACCGCCUUCUGUAAUGGAAGACAUGCAAUGGCUUUGUGGCACAAGUGACAAUGAAUAAUUAAAUGAGGAAAAAAAUAAAAUUUGAAUGAAAAUUUUAAAUAUAA
Molecule: messenger RNA, 5419 nt
Organism: Anguilla rostrata (American eel)
Lineage: Eukaryota; Metazoa; Chordata; Actinopteri; Anguilliformes; Anguillidae
Product: tyrosine-protein phosphatase non-receptor type 11-like
Exons: 16
Coding region: 151-1932 (593 amino acids)
Biological process (GO): positive regulation of ERK1 and ERK2 cascade; protein dephosphorylation
Cellular component (GO): cytoplasm
Molecular function (GO): cell adhesion molecule binding; receptor tyrosine kinase binding; non-membrane spanning protein tyrosine phosphatase activity
Source: RefSeq, a predicted model, not a curated record